CCUGCAAAAACUAAAAUCAGAGUUGUUCGCUUAAAUGCAUUGACAACAAAAUAGAGUAAAAAUAAAUAGCAAAUGGCAAAUCGCACGGUUAAAGAAGCGAAAAACGUGCACGGCACAAAUCCGCAAUAUUUAAUAGAGAAGAUCAUACGCUCACGGGUGUAUGACUCCAAGUACUGGAAGGAACAAUGCUUUGCGCUUACCGCCGAGCUACUGGUCGAUAAGGCCAUGGAGUUGCGUUUUGUUGGCGGCGUCUACGGAGGAAAUAUAAAGCCGACGCAAUUUCUUUGCCUAACGCUGAAAAUGCUGCAAAUUCAGCCAGAGAAGGAUAUCGUGGUGGAGUUUAUCAAGAACGAGGAGUUCAAGUAUGUGCGUGCAUUGGGCGCCUUCUACUUGCGUCUCACAGGCGCCGCAAUCGAUUGCUACAAGUAUCUGGAGCCGCUAUAUAUUGAUAAUCGUAAGCUGCGUCGCCAGAAUCGUGCCGGACAGUUCGAGAUCGUCUAUAUGGAUGAGUAUAUCGAUGAAUUGUUGCGCAAUGAUCGCGUAUGCGACAUCAUUUUGCCGAGGAUACAAAAACGCUCCAUAUUAGAGGAAAACAACGAACUAGAGCCGAAGGUUUCUGUUUUGGAUGAGGAUCUGGAUGACGAGGUACCCAGCGAGGACGAGGCCAAAGACUCGGAAGAACUAGAUUCGAGCCGCCAGAAGAACAACUCCUCGAGUUCAGUGCGGCGUCCACGUCGCGGGCGCUCCAAAUCCAAAUCGCGUGAACGAGAUCGACGAGGUGCUCCUCCCAGCAGCAAUGCUCGCUCUAGGGAUUACUAUGAUGAGCUAGAAGAAUAUGAUAGACAGCGCAAUCGAGUGCGGACUCGAGACACACAGAAUCACAGCAGCAGCAACUACAAUGACGACUACGAUCGCCGCCAAUCAGGACGCAAUGAAAACCGAAGGGACGGAGAGCGAGACAGACGCGAUCGAGAUCGUGAACGGGAGCGUGAACGGGAACGGGACCGGGAAAGGGAACGUGAACGCGAACGACAUGGUGACAGAGAGCGAGAGCGAGAGAGGAACGGGGACAGAGAGCGUGAGCGGAACGGUGAACGUGAACGAGAGAGGGAACGAGACCGCAGCAAUCGUCACGAGCAUCGGGAUAGAGAUUCACGCAAUGAUCGCGAGCGACGACGCUACUGAAAUUGAUCACUAAACUAGACAUUUAACAUUAUUUUGUAAAGAGAUAAAAAAAAUUAAAAUUUGAAAAACAGUUAA
This is a messenger RNA of Drosophila hydei, 1260 nucleotides long. RefSeq names its product pre-mRNA-splicing factor 38 (gene Prp38). Lineage: Eukaryota; Metazoa; Arthropoda; Insecta; Diptera; Drosophilidae. The record is from RefSeq and is a predicted model, not a curated record. Gene Ontology annotation, cellular component: precatalytic spliceosome. Bases 73 to 1185 code for a protein of 370 amino acids. The transcript has a single exon.